This is a messenger RNA of Xyrichtys novacula (pearly razorfish), 10751 nucleotides long. The record is from the annotation of a GenBank genome assembly. Lineage: Eukaryota; Metazoa; Chordata; Actinopteri; Labriformes; Labridae.
GGAUUGUCAAUUCCAGUCAUACGAUCUGUCAUCAUCGUUCGUACAAUGCGAAAAGGGAAGUUGAAAGAAGUGGGAGAGGGACAUCGCGGAGCCUUAUGAAAUCUAACGCUUCAGUAGCUGACCGGGGAUCCGACACGCUGCGAGGAGCUUGAAUUAUCGUUCCGGAGGUCUCGUUCACAACAACAAGCUUCUUCUUUUUGUAGGUGAGUGGCUAAUAUUAGCUUUAGCUGUGUAGAGGGCUCCUCCCGAUGCGGUCGGAGCUAAACAACGUUCGCUUACCGUACGCGACCAGUUCGCCUAAACGCGCGUCCUUACAGAGUCAGGAUCACUUGUCGUCAUAAAUGUGGAAUCUCUCAACCUCAGUAGCUUUUACAAGACCGCUUUCCCAAAUCCUAUCACAGUUUAAUGACACGAUGGAGCAAAGCUGUUAAAAUGCGACACCGCCGGCUUGGUUCGCGCCGCUUCGUCUGCAAUGCACAGUAAAUGGGGGCGAACUUUCUGCCGCGUCUGUUCGCUUCCACCGCUUGCUAUCCCAGGUUCUUUUAUCUGGCUAGCCGACACUGGAAGGGCCAAGCUAGUUAGCAUGGUAAAUUAACGUUAAACGGCCGAUUAAUCCGAAUCAGUCGGCAUGUAUCGAUCAUUGACACAUAUAUAUUAACCCAUUUGUUUAUAAAGACCAUCUGCAGCUCUUCUAAGCCCACUAUUUAACUAAGCAGAAUUAAUUUAACGUCAUGCUGCUAAGGUUAGCUAGCUGUCAUUAGCUGUACACACCCAAAACUGCAUCAUCUGUGUUUUUGUGACUCUCAAAUCGUCAUAUAAAUGACAUCUCUCUAAGGCGUGUUCAGUUAUGAGCAGACUGGAAGUAGCCCGACACAGACCGGAUCAAGUCUGGAAACAAGAAGAGAUUUGUUUUGGCUGUAGACAUUUAAAGUUAUUUGCUAGCCGUGUUGCUAACGCUAGCCCAGUCGGUACUGUGCUGAUUCCAGCUGAUCAACAACAACAUAACAGGUUAUUUGUGGUUCGCCGAGUGUCGUAACGCGAUUUCCACAAAGUUUACGUGAUUAUUUUCGGCCCCGGCCUCGUAUGCUGACUUGGUUACUGAUGAGAAAUAACCUCAUGUUGUUGUUUAGCUGAUUUUUACAGGCCACUCUCAACCUUGAAGCAUUUUUCUCGCAUAUUUGCUCAGGUUUGUGUAAUAACUACAACCAUCCCCGUUGUUUCUGUGUGUCUCACAUAACCUAGAGCUACAAGCAGGAGUUGAGUUGUCACGGCUCCACCAGUUAGUCCACUUUUGUUUCUCAUCUGUUGAAGCUGCAGUCAAAUUAAUGCAGGUGGGAAACUCUUGAGAGCUAAAGGUUACAUUAACUCAGACUUACUCUGUCAAACUAACUCCCUUAUUUGCAGGAAUAAUUAUGGCAACAGUUCUCCUCUGUUUGUAGAGAAAGACAGUGUAGCUGGUAAUUUGAAACUGUUGUUGACUCAGUGUGUCAUGAUCUAUAGUGAGAUCCCCUUCAUUGUCAUUGUUUUAUGUUGCCGACUGACAACUGCUUCAGAAGCACACAUUUUGAAGUAUUUCUGAGUUAAGGUUUACAGUUUUCCCCUGUCGGUAUCUUAUUUGCUUCCAAUCCUAAUCUAAUGAGUUAAAUAUUGAUUAUCUGCUCAUACAGAGUCCUGAUCUGACACUUGUGUUGCUGAGUCGAUACAGCUACACACCUUUUUUUCCUUGUUGUUUAAAGAUAAGUAAAUUAUACAAAUGUCCUCAGCUUGAUCCUUUAGAGGUGAAGCUCACAUAAAGAAAUCUAGAUUCCUAUGAGAAUAGUGUAUAAGCUUAAUUAACCUUCAGUAUGCGCUCACAGAAAUGAAUCUGUGCUGCAGUACAGUUAUUUAAAAAACAAGUGUACUUGGAUAGGAGUCAUAGAUCCAUUUGAAUUUAGUGUAAACAGACUUGGAUGGUCACAGCAAAACAAUUAACUCAGUAAAGCAAAUUAACAUCACAGUUCCACUUCAAACACACUGUUGAGCUAAAAUCUGACAAAAACCUGCAGUCUCCACCACAGAGACGGGCUGAUUGUCCAACGAGAUGAAUCAUUUUUAUAAUCUCGCUCAAAGAUAUGUGUCCUUUCUUUUAAACUCCAUAGUUUGUUGCUUUAGUGAACAUGCAUUUCGUCUCAUGUUCAGUUUUUAGAUGUAACAAAUUGGAAGUAUUGAACGCAGCUGUACUGCUACAACCUCACAAAACGAUCGUAGAGCUUUUAUCACAGGUAGCUCAAAAAUAUUCCUGUUUUAUGGUGUUCAGGUAUUGUGAUAAUGACUAAAAUGUUUUUUAUGCUUAUAGUAAAAUGUUUGGGACUCUGGGUUAAAAUCAACUUUUUCACAUAUAGUGGGAACAGUAUGAUGGAAAGUAUGAGAGGUUUUGAAACCAGUAAGCAGCCCAUGCCAGGCUGAGAUUAUGACCAGGACAUGCAUGGCUUAUGCCAUAGAUUUCUGAAUAUAAAUUAUAAUUACAACAUAAACCAUAUGUGCUGCUUCAGUACGAUUGAUUCGUACGUUUAUGAAUUUGUCUAUGAACAUGGAACAAGGGUGUCAGGUUAUCCAUCAGCUGCACACCUGAUACCCUUGUUCCAUGUUUGUUGUAGAGAAACAGCAUUUCUCUGUGUAGUCCCGUGUGUCUUUGCUACCAGGAAACCUAAGUGGGAGAAAAUGUUAAGUGAUGUGUGCGGUGGCUAGGGAGACAUAUUGACCUUAAACCAGGAGAAAGCCUUGUACUGGUUGCCGUUUGCGACCAUAAACUAUUUUAAAUCAAAUUAUGAAUAACACAAGGAGGAUGUUGCUGUUCUUUUAUGUGUGUCCGUGUAUAAAUGGGCGUGUGUGUAUGUGUGUGACAGACUCUGACACCCUGCAUUCUUUCUCUCCUGCUCAGGUAUUUUCUGCAGUUUUUCACCGCACAGCAGCGAGCAGAGGGAGAGACCAGACAGUGUGACAUGGCAAAUAGAGGCGGAGCCACACGACCCAAUGGGCCGAACGCAGGCAACAAGAUCUGCCAGUUCAAACUUGUGCUUUUAGGAGAGUCGGCUGUGGGGAAGUCAAGUCUUGUACUUCGUUUUGUCAAGGGACAGUUUCAUGAAUUCCAAGAGAGCACAAUCGGAGGUACGUGUCUGCACAAGGUCAUGUAGUAAACGGGCCGAUUACAAGGAUUUUUUUUAUCACUGUACUAUCAUCUAACUACCUAAUCACUGUAAUAAGCACUAAAUGUCACACUUAUAAUCUCUAAAGUACAUUGAACACCGUCUCAUGUGCCACAGGGCCUGCCCAGAAGAUACAUUGUAAAUAUGACAACAUAAUAAGCAUUUGUUGCAUCAGAUUGAGUAGGAAAGGAAACAUUACUCAGAGCGGAGGACAUGGGUGUCUGAAGGUUUUUAAUAGCAUGAUCAAACAAGAAGAGUAAUACACAGACUGUUCAUAAUAAUUAGGUGAAUUCCUGAAUGUCUGCCCCUCGUUUCAGAUGUACCCAGCAGUGUACGUAAGGUUCGAGCACUUUCUUAUCAUGUCUGCAGUCUUAUACUCAUUAGGCUUUGGUAAACUGACUGUGCUCUGCUCUCUGGAUAUCACAUAUUUGAAUCAAAUUCCUCCCAUUCCAUUGCAUUGCCAUUUUUGGACUCGAGUUUGGCCAAAUAAAUUUACCAGAGGACUCUUAAAACCCUUGACAGCAUGUAUCACACAGAGGAAAUGUGCCUCGACUAGAUGAUUUGACACAAAUGAGGCAAAGGUCCAGAGGAAGGAAUAUUUCAGUGCUAUAAAACAUGAUAUUAAGGCCAAAAAAUGGGCGUAUGGGUGGAUCCUUGGUCCCUGAGAUGUAGCAGAAGGUGAGAGCCUUGAGGUUUGUGAUCCGGGUUUGUGCAGGUGCGACCCCUGAAAGAGCAGAAGUGAAUAAAAGUUGGAGAAAACUUCCUUGUAUUACUAAACUGAAUAUAACUAACACAACUACAUGCUCCAGCUCCCUCUCAGAUUUUCAGUGGUUGUAUCAAACAGGUUAGACAUCACUAGCUCUCCAGUUUCCAAAUGUUGAAAUGUGGAAUAAGUGAACCAGAAAAUCCCACUCUCUCUCUCUCUGUUUGUAUUUCCAGCAUUGGUCCUAAUUUUUUACCUCCACUGUCACAUGUUUUGUGUAAUUCGGUAGCGACAGGCUCAUUUGUCAUUGGCUCCUCUGCUUUGUGCCCCUGCAGCUGCCUUCCUGACUCAGACAGUAUGUUUGGACGACACAACAGUCAAGUUUGAAAUCUGGGACACAGCUGGUCAGGAGCGCUACCACAGUCUGGCUCCCAUGUACUACAGAGGUGCCCAGGCGGCUAUUGUGGUGUAUGAUAUAACAAAUGAGGUGAGUCAGGUGCCAAGUCCUCCGUCAUGCAGUCGCUCUUAUCAGCACGGCUAUCACAGACCAGAACUGGAGCAGCUUUGACUGUGUUUACAUGUACAAAAUGUUCCAGUAGUUCGUCUCCCUCCAAAAACAAAGCGAAUCAAAAAACCAUGCAGCAGUUUUCAUGGCUAAUUAAAAUGAGAGCUCAUAUUGAUCCAAAAUAGUUUUUUAAGAUCUAAACUUUUGCUCGCUUGAUUAAUUGAAGCCAAGCAAACAGUCGCCUAGUUGGUUUGUUUGUGGCAGACAGAACUGGCCUUAACAGGUGAGGGGCUGUGGGCUCCAAAUCGCUGUAAAACCACCCAAGACACAUAUUCUCAAUUUAUACACUGGGCUACCAUGGAGUCAACAGAGGGGUUUGUAUUAUAUUGGAAAUUAAAAGUUUGUGGUCAUAGAAAGUCUUAUUUUUACUUCUUUGGUGGGGCGUGUCGUGCUUUGUCAAAUCUGCACUGUCUGGAAAUCGUUCAGGGAUAUUUCGUUCUAUUCUUGUGUGGAUUUGUUUGACAAAUUCAGCAUUUACGAACCAUGAGCAGAAGAAGAGGCAGAGACUUUGAACAUACAGGUUCGAGAAAAAUUUGCCUUCAAGGUGAAAAAUACGGAAACAAAUGAUUGGCAAGUGCAAACAGUCUGAGGCAGCGAGAAAGAAACACUUUCAAAGCUGGGGUAUAGAUUUAUGAUUGUCAGUUUUUCUGCUGUAUAGAAACAGAUUUUUAAAAGUUGAUUAUUAAAACCUGACACAAAUGUCUUAAAAUACUUUGGCUUUUGAAAUACUUGAAAAACUAAUAGCACUGGAACCUGUGCAGUCUUAUCAGUGAUGGGGGCAGCGGGGGUUUCCAUCACUAUUAGUAUUACUCAUGACAAAAGACAAACCUUAUUUUAGCCUCUUAAGUGAUUAGUCAUCAGUGAUGCGUCAGGGUUAAACAACGGCGUUUUGUUGAUCAUGUAUGUCACCUCACUCAGGCAGCGGUCACUUCACAGCAGGAAGGUUACUCAUGAUGAAAAAGUGUGAAAGGAGGAUGUGUAGAAAGAUUUCCUCUCACAAAGGAAACAUCCUCGUGGUCUUCACAGUGUCCGUUUCUAAAACAGAGUCCUCUUUUCAGUCUUUGGCAUUGAGAAAGUUUCAUUUAAUCAGUCAAAUAUCAUCAUUUAUUAAGAUUUUUCUCUGUGGAAAAUGUAAAAACUCUUGGACCAGUUUCAGGUGAAAACAAUCACACUGUAAAAUAUGUCAGUGUUGUAGCUGAUGGUCUUUUUGACUUUAAUAUAUCAUCAAAAGCAUCAAUAUAUUUCUUAAAAGUCCAAAAACUCUUCACUGGAGUAUCACCUGAAAGUCCUCACUGCAGUUUUGAUUAAUGUACUUUAAAGGUACGCUGUGUGCAGAAAGAGGUGUAUUAGUUGACAGCUAGCUGUCAGAUGCUAAAUUGAAUCAUCCCUUUCUCACACUCAUAUCUGAAGUGACGGUGGCCUUCAAGGACAAAAAGCUCCUGUGACGCAUACUGAGUGAUCCUCUGAUAUCAAAACGUCCAUUUGUACGAAUUCUGUUUCACAUAACGACAAACAUUCUUCUUUAUCCUCAAACCUAUGCGUCAUAUCUAACUAGUUUGUCUGUACUGUGCGACGGCUCCUUAUGUUCAGGGUUUCUGCUGGGUCUUUAAAAGUCUUAAAACGUCUCAAAUCCAAUCAUUUGAAUAAAAAUGUCUAAAAUUCUCUUAAAACCUCAGAAAAUGCCUUAAAUACAAAUUUGAAAGGUCUUAAAAAUGUAUUCAUGUUACUUACAAAUAAAGAUUGAUUUAAAGUUAGUUUAUUUUCCGUUCAUGUCUUUUGUACUUUAUGGUUAUAAAAUGGAUCUUGAAUUGUCUUCCUUGUGGUCUUUAAAAAAGUCUUAAAUUUGACUUGUUGUAACCUGCGUAAACUCUGUAUAUAGUUAAAGGCUCAUUUAAAGUCAACAAAUACAAAAAUACCCUUACAUUCAGGUGAUUAAAUUCUGAUUUUAAUUCACCAACGUGUUAAAUGAAGCUGAUAACGACACACUCCAAAAGUUCAGUGCUUGACAGAGCAGGAUAAUCCUGUCCCUGUACUCUGUGAAGUGUUGUGACUCACUGUACCUGAGCUGAAGAUGUAUGAUUCAUAAUUCAUCUACAGCCUCUCCACGCUCAGUCUCAGGGUCUCGAAUAGAUCAGACAAGCCUACUCAGAAACCAUGAGGAGACUCUGGAUCGUCCUCAUCAUUCUAUCACAUGGAUCUUAUUUUUAUUUGCACUAACUGAGUCAACCCCACCCACCCCCACCCCCCACCCCCUCCCUCUCCCUGUUGUGUUUGCCAGGAGUCAUUUGUGCGGGCGAAGAACUGGGUUAAAGAGCUUCAGAGACAAGCCAGUCCAAACAUUGUAAUAGCUCUGGCUGGGAACAAGGCUGAUCUCUCAAACAAGAGAGCACUGGACUUCCAGGUUUGUCUUCUUUUAAUCCCUCCUAAUGAACUGAAGGAUGUGAACAGAAGCAGAAACUCAGUACUCUGAAGGUUAUAUUAAUGUCUCUCUCACAGACUGAUUCUUAGUUAUGCUGAAAGAAUGAGAUCCGGUCUGUCCGCUUUUUAUCCUAUUUUUUACUCGCUACUGAACUUCCUCCAAACUUGACUUCCUCCAGACUUUCUGUCUUUAUCAAUGCAGAUUGGGAGGUACUUUCCAGCUGAGCACAGCUGAGCCUGAUGUGAAUUCAUGACUCACUGAUAAAGUUGGUUUCGCUUUUCACAGGAUGCACAGUCGUACGCAGAUGAUAACAGCUUGCUUUUUAUGGAAACCUCAGCAAAGACCUCUAUGAACGUGAACGAGAUCUUCAUGGCCAUUGGUGAGUUUCCUCUAUCUCUGUCACAGUUUUAAUAGUUGAUCAUAUCUUACAUUUAUAUUAGAUUGUUAGCAGCCUGCAAAAAUCCAAAACAAGCACAAUAGUGGAACCACGCUGCAAAUGGGAACAUCUGCUAUAAGUGCUGCAAAUACAGGGACGGUGCAAAGCAGAAAACAGAUGAAGAAAACCAGACAUUCAGGUUGCCUGUUUUUAACGCCUGUUAUUAUCAGACUGUUUCCAAUAAACACCAUCAGAGUGUCUGUGUCCGAUAACUACCUCCCUUGGUUAACUGUGACAAAUUACGGCUGCAUGAAAAUGAAAAAAGUGAUCGACUUCAUUGAGAAACCGUUAAUGACGGACAGAAAGCCUUUCUGAAUUAACCGCUGUUCAGUGUAGCUUCUGGGGUUGGUGUUUGCCUCACUCCAUUAUACUCUGACUACAGGGAUGAAGACGGCACAACGGGGACAAAAGACAAACAGGAGCCCCGUUAAGUCCUGCAAAAGAUCCACAGAUUGAUGUUUCAUUUGCAGCACAUUUCCACUCUUGUGUUUGCUUUAGAUUUUUGACCACUCGAAAGGUCCUCACAUAUGACAGAAAUUUACAACAUGAAAUUACGAAAUAUUCUGAGGCGAAUUUUGACGCGCCUGACUAUACACAUUAAGCGCGAUGUGAUUUUGCAACUUUCCAGGGGGAAAAAAGACGCGUCCCGGGUGGAAGCGAGAAGACUGACACAACAGCAGACUGACUGUUUUUCAGUUCUGAUUAGACUCUAGUGUUGAGAUGUCUGUCUGUCAUGAUAGCAUGUACUGAGUUGGGGCCAGUACCUGUCCGCGAUGUUGGAUAUACCGGUGAAUCUGACGUCGUAACAACACGAAAUCUGAUUGGUCAGAAGUGGAAACACAGUAUGAGAAAAAAUAAAUGUCGCAGUAUCGCAGGACGGGAAAACGUUGCUGAUGUGAACGCUUGUAUUGACAGGAUACGGGUUCGAAAAAAAGAUAUUGACGUCUGAAAUAAUCGCACGAAAAAAACACUCCCGGUGUGAAACGACCUUAACCGUUGCAGAUCUUUUGCCCCUGUUGGCCACCAUAGAAAAAAACAAGUUAUCAUUAGAAAAGAUGACGUUGAUAUUAGGAGUGUCCUGAUACGAUAUUGAUAUCAGAUAUCGGUCCGAUAUCAGCAAAAAUCGAAUAUGGGAUUAUAUCGGCCUGCAUCUAAAAUCUCCGAUAUCAGCACUCCAAUACAAGCAGUCCAUUCCAGACUCCGCUCCGGCGCCUCUGUCUAGCAGCACUCAGAUCCAGCAUGUAGAGCCCAUGUGAUCACAACAACAGUGUGUACUAAGGACCUAACAGAGUACCAAGGAGUAGAAGUGAUGUUGGCCCUGUGGCAGUAUUUUUCAUUUAAGUCCGAAAAAGACAUUGCAGCUGGGUGCAAAACUUUUCAUGCACAAUUUUGUGCUCAAUAUCGGUAUCAGCCAAUAUUAAAAGCUACAAUAUCGGUAUCAGCCAAUAUUAAAAGCUACAAUAUCGGUAUCAAAUCAGAGGUAAAAGUUGUAUCAGGACACCUCAAGUUGAUAUCAGUUUAGUGAGUGCUGUUGCCGAUGUGAUUCAUGUCGUUUCUAAACGUUCUUAAUCUCUUGUGUUUUUCUCUCUUUCCAGCAAAGAAGCUUCCCAAGAACGAGCCUCAAGCGGCCGGAGCUGGCACCGGACGGAACCGAGGAGUGGACCUGACAGAGACAGCUCAGCCCAGCAGCCGUCCCUGCUGCAGUAACUAACCCGGCUCUUCCUGCUCAUCCUUCCCCCCCAAACACACCCCCUCUCCUGUCCCUGUCCCCCCCUCCUCCCCCAACUGAACAUCUGGACAUCGGGCUCCUUGGCUUCCUGACGUCAGACCUCACUCCCCUGGAAUAGCUAAAAGACUCUGUAUAGCUGCAUUUCUAAUACCUUUUUUUUGUUGAUGUUCUCUUUUUGUUUUCUUUUUUUUAAACUUUUUUUAAGAAGUGUAUAUCAGUAUAAUGGAUGCAUGUAUCACUACAACGCCUAAAAAACACAUUUUUAUCUCUUAUUCAGUUCAAAGACUAACCCCAUUUAAGAACGAUGAGCGAGCGAAACACCCGUGAACGUGUGAUUGUGUCAUGUGUGAAUUUUCCGAGAGCGAUCUGCUGAUGAGAAGGUGUAGCCUCCCUCAUUUGUCACUUCACAGGGUUGACGAAACAUGACCGGCGCCGCCUGAAGUGCGUGUCUUCAGCGUAGGCGUGGUCAUGCUCACAAUCAGAAGAAAACCAAAAUUGUUCCCAUCUCGAGAUGCCUGAUUUUUCUGACUGUCUGUCUGUUGUGCAAACCAAGAAUCCUCCCUGCAUCGCGUCUGUUACACAAGAGGACGUCUUCAUCCCGAUGGAAAGAGUGGAAAAGAAGUUUUGGAAACGUCAGGGUUUUGAAACGGCUGGAAUAGUCAGGGGGAAAAAUAAUGUUUUUGAGAAUAGAAAGAAAAAACUCAAAACACAUCUGGCCUCUUCCAACGUGAACAACAAAGUCAGUGUGGUGGCGCAGAAACAUAUAAGUGAGGCUGGUGUGACAGGAUUUGAAAAUUUGUUGGGUGUUUUUUUCUACUUUGAGGUUUUGAAAAGUCUCGUAUGUUUCGGGAUCAUAAAGUCUCCCAGAUUGAAAUGACGACGUGGUUUUGUAGAAAAGAAACCGGGAAACCUGAAGACUGUCGAACAUCCUGCUUGCAAAGACUUCUAACAUCCGUGUGGUGAUGUUAAACUCUCGUCUUUGUUCAUCUGCUCUGUUUCUGUUCAGGCCAGUAAGUCAACCUGCAUCAGUUUGGGUGAUCUCAGUCAAAGUGGGGGUCUUGUUUUUUUUAGAGUAGAGUUCAGACUGCACACAAACAAAAAUUUGGACUAGUUCCCAUCGUCACAAGUCUGUGGAAACAAAAAAAUAUACUCUAAUGUUGUUAUAGGGUGCAAUGUUGUCUUCUUCCUCCUCCUUUAAUUCAGCUUGCAGAGCUCACUUGGACAUAAUUUAGAGAUCAAACAAUUGUACAGUUUAAUAUAGGUCUGCUUUUUUUUUUUUAUUUUGUUCUUAUUUUCAUCCUCGACCUUGUCACAAACUGGUCAAAUGUUAAGCAGUGGUGGUCUUUUUUUAGGUAUAUGUAGUGUUAUUAACAGAAUCCCUCUCUGGUGUCUUGUUACUUUUCUCAGAAAUGGUCCAUGGUCAUGUUUGAAAGGAACUUUUAUUGCAUUGCACAGUGUUGAUCAUGUUUUAAUUGAUGACUGCCCUUCGAUUUUAUAUGACGGACUGUAUUGGACUUUGCUAACCUCCAGCUAUAAGCAGGUAGCAUCAUUAACCUAACUGGUGGUCUCUCUCUCUUACAGCUCAAUGAAUUUUAAUGAUGUAAAACAGCAUUACUAGUGAUGGGCUGAUCAGUUUUGAGUGUCUGAAUACAACUUAAUAAAUUCAAUAAAGAGGUCUCUUGUACGCCUUCUUUGCCCGGUGUCAGUAACAUCA